AUGGGUUCCGUACAAGAGACCAAUGGCUCUGGCGAGCCAGUGAAGAAGCAAAUUCUGCUCAAUGCGUUUGAUAUGUCGACUGUGGGACAUCUUUCACCUGGUCAAUGGAAGAACCCCAAAGACAAGUCUGCGACAAAGAGGAAACUCGACUAUUGGAUCGAGCUCGCAAAGCUUCUGGAGCGUGGCGAUAUCAACGCGCUGUUUCUCGCCGACACUUAUGGCGGAUAUGACACGUACGAGGACAGCCUCGAUAAUUGCAUCCGACGUGCUGCGCAAUGGCCCAUGACCGACCCGACCAUCCCCAUCUCUGCAAUGGCGGCAGUGACCAAGAAUCUCGCGUUCGGCAUCACCGCCUCGACGUCCUUUGAGGCUCCGUUCCUUCUUGCGAAGCGCUUCUCGACCCUCGACCACCUUACCAAUGGACGUAUCGGCUGGAAUAUUGUGACGUCGUGGAAAAAGGCAGCAUUCAAGGCCAUCGGUCUGGACAACCCUAUCGAUCAUGAUGAGCGAUACCUGCAGGCUGAUGAAUACCUCAGAGUCCUGUACAAACUCUGGGAAGGUUCGUGGGCGAAUGACGCUCUCUCCCCUGAUCCCGAAAACGACACGUAUAUCGACCCUGACAAAGUGCGAACAAUCCACCAUCAUGGCAAAUAUUUCAAUCUAGACUCUCGACACAUCGUCGAUCCGUCGCCUCAACGGACACCAUUUCUCUUCCAGGCUGGCACUUCGCCCGCAGGAUCUGCUUUUGCGGCCACACAUGCGGAAGCAAUCUUUGUCUCGUCACAUAGUCCGCUGGUGCUCAGACCCAAGAUCGACAAGAUCCGCCAACUAGCCCAAGAGAAAGGGCGUGAUCCACAAUCGAUCAAGUUCUUUGGGACCUUCACGCCAAUUAUCGGGCGAACCGAAGAAGAGGCCCAGGAGAAGCUCGCAGAGGCGAAGAAGUAUGCCUCUACAAUCGGAGGGCUUGUGCUGUUCUCCGGAUGGACUGGGAUCGACAUCUCCAAAAUCCCUAUCGACCAGGACAUCACUGCCGCGGACUCGACAGAGGCUCACAAAGUGAGAAGCAUGCUGGAUGCCUUCACGACAACAAGCCCUGACGUGCCGAGGUGGACGCCGAGGGUCGUGGCCGAAAAGGCUGCAAUUGGUGGUCUGGGGCCCGUAGGUGUUGGCACUCCCCAGAAGGUCGCAGAUGAGAUGGAGAGAUGGAUCAGAGAAGCGGACCUCGACGGAUUCAACCUCGCCUAUGUGACAACGCCGGGGACUUUCGAGGAUGUGGUUGACCUGUUGAUUCCCGAACUGCGACGGCGUGGCUUAUAUCCAGAGCCCAGGUCUGCCGAGGCCGAGCCCUUGACAGCUCGCGAGAAGGUAUAUGGAGAAGGUCAAAAGGGGCUCAGAAACGAUCACGAGGGAGCGAAAUACCGAUACGACGUGUACAAGGAGGAAACAUCCCUUGCCGAAGACAAGAAAGAAGGGGGAGAGAAUGGUGCCUCGACAUUGCCGCUGAGAUAG
Messenger RNA from Fonsecaea erecta, 1509 nucleotides. RefSeq lists its product as hypothetical. Bases 1 to 1509 code for a protein of 502 amino acids. The record is from RefSeq and is a predicted model, not a curated record. Gene Ontology annotation, molecular function: oxidoreductase activity, acting on paired donors, with incorporation or reduction of molecular oxygen; monooxygenase activity. Lineage: Eukaryota; Fungi; Ascomycota; Eurotiomycetes; Chaetothyriales; Herpotrichiellaceae. The transcript is spliced from 4 exons.